AUGGAAGUUCACGGGCCGUUAUACCCAGAUUUCCUUCUUCAUGCCCUGAAGCUUUUCGAUCAGCACUUCGCCAGCCCUUCUCGAUUGUCGUUUUCGAUUUUGCCGCGUGUUAAGGAGCUUGGAUUGGCUUCUUAUGUUCUUGGCAUCAACAUACCAUUCUAUAAUAGCUUGAUGAAGAUAUACUGGGAGCGCUACGGCGAUGCGAACGCUGUUAUCUCUUUGCUCAAGGAGAUGCGGCACGCAGGAGUAUUCUUUGAUGAGACAGCCUUGAGCAUUGUCGAUUCCAUCAGGAAAUUCCAGCAAAAAGCCGCAAGCGGCGCCAAGGGACAGUGGCGUGAAGCCCUGAUGACAAUGCCUGAAUUCGAGCCAGUCGUGGAGAUGAGGGCAAAGCACUGGUCAAACGUUUUCAGAAAGAGCAUCAGCAAAUUUGAGAAGAAUCUAGCAGUCUAA
Phaeoacremonium minimum UCRPA7 is the source of this 450-nucleotide messenger RNA. RefSeq lists its product as hypothetical. The record is from RefSeq and is a predicted model, not a curated record. NCBI's taxonomy places the organism in Eukaryota, Fungi, Ascomycota, Sordariomycetes, Togniniales, Togniniaceae. The transcript has a single exon. Gene Ontology annotation, cellular component: mitochondrion. Bases 1 to 450 code for a protein of 149 amino acids.